AUACGGCAUUUGAGAACCUGAUUAUUUAUCAACAAGCGCGUAUUUUCACGAACUGUCCCGUUUAAGUUCCAUCAUUUGAACAUAUUUCCCCCAAUUUUUACCUCACACGAUCGACCAUGAUAAACGCAAAUAUUGAAUUCAGCCUUCGGAAAGUGCUUGGUAGGUUCAGGAGAGAUGAGUUCGUAAGAAAUCUAAAAGACUGGAGUUUCAUUUCAUCUGAUAGUUUGAGGGAAGUGGAGACAGUCGUAGCUCAAUCGAAGAGCAGUCGUAAAGCUCUCGUUGAACGUGUCGUUCAACUUACCAAGGUCAAAAAGCUGACAACUCAUGCCGUUGCACAACUUGACCUCAUCUACCAACAAAACCACCCAAACAACAAAAAGUGGAGUGUCUUUCAACUAAGCAAGCAACAAGAAUACAGAGAGAAGCAUGUUGUGACCUCACCUGAUGCCUUUCAGGAACAACUUGGAAAGCAGCUAUCCUUUUAUUUUAAAAAUGAUCUGUGUCUGAGGACGAAAGGAGAUGCCUGGUGGGUUCGGCUGGGAAUCCAGGAGGGAUCGCAGUCCCAGCGACUAUCCCCCAGCAAUGUGGUCUACAUGGUACACCACCCCCACUCCCAGUACAUCAUCUUGUCGAGCAUCAGAGUAUCCCACAAAGAUUUUGUUAUGCAGGCUUUACUAAACAGCCUCCACUGCAGUGAAAUCCGUGAAAUCCAGUUGACAGGUCGUGACCUUGACUCUCUGGCUUCCUUGGCGCUGCACAGCAACAGUCAGGGAUGGUUUUCCCAGUUCCGACUGGGUCAGGUGGACCACAAUCCCCUGUCCAAGGCGCCGUCCAGGAAGAGAAAAGCUUCGACAGACGUGUCAGAUUCAGACAUUGUCUUUGAAAAUCAGGCUGACAAAGAACAGAGGGAACAACAGAUUCUCCAUGCGUUCGGAUCCAAUGAGCAGCCCAAGCUACAGAAGAUAGAAUACAGGCUUGAAACCAGGUUCCGAGGGUCCGAAUUCGCUCCAGCGAUGGCCCUCCGCAAGGAACCUUUCCACUGCAAGGUCAAGUUUGAAGGUUCCAGCGUCCUUGAGGGUAUUAAGGAGCUGGGGAAGGUCGGGCUGACUUCCUUGCCACUACCCCACCACCUUGGCAAUGUACACUCGCUGGCCAAGAACCACUUUGUGCUGGCAGACAAGAAGCGAGUUCGACCAGAACAGAAGUGAAAUGUUCACACAACAGUCACAUGCAACCUUUGUUCCAAAAUGCCCCUCAUUAUGGGUAAUGAUACGUUCACUGCUGCCAGUUUGCAUGUAUUGAGUGUAUUAAGACUCCUGCAAUUGAACUUUUGGUCGUUGUCAUGCGAUCAUGCUCAUAUCAGACUAAAGAAAUCAAAAGAAGUGAAGCUAUGAAGAUGAGUGAAGGGCCGAUUCACAUACAGUGCACCACCAAGAGGUUUCCCUGAAGAGACCAUGUUUCAAGUUUUUGAUCGAACAAAAGCACUGCCACCUUGCCCUGAUUAGCAUUUGAGCGUAGUAGAAAAGUUGUGGAAAAUGUUGAUAGGCUGUAACAUUCCAUGCAACAGAAAGAAGAAAGGUUAGCUUAAAAAUGCUACUUCAACUACACAAUACACACUUCCAUUUUUUCUUCCCUGACAAGCAAAUUUUGGGAAUAAGUUAUCGCGCGCAGUAGGAAAAUAGAAUUUGUUGAUCAGUUCCUACAAUGCACUAUAAAAAGGGCCUUUUCUUGGCAACUUUUGUGUGGCACUCUUUAUGGUAAAUUGGCUCAACAUCUCUGUGGCUUGUCCUUUACUAAGCAAUGAAAUCAUAUCCCAGCCUGGAAGUAUUUUUUUCUGUUAAAGGACAGCUGCUUUGACUGUUACCACGUCAGCAAUGUCAUAUAUGUUUUUAUGCAUGGGACAGUUGGUGUUGUCUGUAACCAGCUUCCAGUGCUACGGCUACACCCAUUCCUAUGCUCGACUCUCAUACAGUUACAUUGUUGGCAGUCCUAAAAUUUUUCUGUCAUUGUUUUCAUCUGGCAUGCAACACAAAACACCUGAGAGUUAUUGUACUGAUAAAUAGUGUCAACCGUUAUAACAAGACACUUAAUAAAGCGCAGCACUAAUAGGCAAACUGUCUUGACCCCUUCAACUUCGUACUGUUGGUCUCUUGCCCAGUGCAUAGUUAUACAAUGUAGUCACUGCACCAACCAGUUUUCUAUGGAAUGGGCACAAAACUGAUGCACGAAAGUAUGAGUACCAUUCCAUAUGUAACAGAAAAACACAGAAAAUACUGUCACUUUUAAAUUUCUAACACAGAUAACAGUUGUGCCUAUACGAAGCAUUCAGUAUUUUUUAACUUGUGCCAUUGAAACUACCCAUUUCAAAAAGGAUGUUUUUGCACUUUGGAAGUGGUUGUAGCUUCAUUGCUAGCUGAGCUACAUAUUUAUUUUGAAAACGUUUCUUCUGUUGGGCAAAAGUUUAGCAACGGAAAAUUGUUAGAUGAAAUGCUAGACUAAAUAUGUUGACUUGCCCAAAGUUUCUGUAGAAGUACAUGUAUUUGUACCAGUGUUGAAUUUGAUGUGCCACACUUGAGCGAAAUGACUGUUUUAAAUUUCUUUCUUUUAACUUAAAAAUAUAUUUUUAACUUUUUAUGGCUACUGGCUAAGAAUGCUGUUAACAGCCCAAGAUAUUUCUAUUGAUGAGUUUCUCAAAAAUUGGCUGAUCAAUCCGUUGCUACUCACUGAAGCAUACAUUAUUCUUAACACUUCUUGUAUAGUCUUGUAAACCAGUGACAAUCCAGUCUACAGAAUUUAACAGCCGUUUACACAAAUAGUAUAAAUGCCACAGAGCAAUAGUAAACAUUGUGUUGAGUGGUGUUUACAAACGAUUGGUCUUUAAAGACCAUUGGCACUAUAGUCUGUGCACUGCCAGUGCGCGAUUUGAAGAGUGCACUUCAUUGACUAGACCUGAGAAAGAAGUUGUGCUUAACAUAAUAUUAGGGGCGGAUUUGACCCCCUUAAAUCAAGCAUUUCUUGCACAAAUUAGUGUGCUGUUGAUUUCAGUUGUCUGUGGUCCGAGCUUUCUAAAGUGAAUAAGCCACUUGCGAGUUAAAUUUGAAUGAAAUCGGGUACACUGUGUUAUCUGAUUGCACAUACACGUAACAAUUU
This is a messenger RNA of Acanthaster planci (crown-of-thorns starfish), 3150 nucleotides long. RefSeq names its product centromere protein N (gene cenpn). Gene Ontology annotation, cellular component: nucleoplasm. NCBI's taxonomy places the organism in Eukaryota, Metazoa, Echinodermata, Asteroidea, Valvatida, Acanthasteridae. The record is from RefSeq and is a predicted model, not a curated record. Gene Ontology annotation, biological process: CENP-A containing chromatin assembly; chromosome segregation.